UUCGCGUGUUACGGUAUAGGGUCACACUGCUGUUGUGUAAAGCUGGACCCAACUUUUUUAUUUUUAAAAUUUAUAAAUUUGGGUAUACGCAUUUAGGAUUUGUAAAUAUCUAGCUGUACAAUUGCUUUAAGUGAACAUGCUGAACAUUUUGCGACAGCGUCGCCUGCUCCGCUGCCCGGCGCACACCGCCCAGCGCAGUCUGUUGCACACCUCACCUUGCCGGCCGGGCUACAUCGUGCUUGUACCCGAAAUCGGUGAGGAGGGGCCCUUGGGCGAGGGCGUGCUGAAGCCGGAUGGGCUGCCUGCAUUCAGUGACAUAACCAUCGAGAUGUGCUUGGGGGCCAUCGGACAGCAGGCAUCGGCCGUGGAGAAGUCGGUGAAGGCUCUGGAGCAGGACAUCAAGAGUGGCAAGCGGAUGGACAGUGCGGCUAUCUUUGGGGAGAUCGAUGCCGUCACCGGACCACUGGAGACCACCUGGGGCGUGGCCAAGGCGCUCUACUUGGGCAACAGUACGCUGAUACCCACAAAGUCGUACAUGAACAUACACGAACGAGCGCGCAACGCACGCGCCGCCAAGUACUGCAACAAGACUGUCUACAAUGCGCUGCUACAGCAGGAUGAAGGGGCCGACGCUGGGCCGAGUGAGCAGCGAAUGCGACAGAAGUACUUGCUGGAGGGCAAGCUGAAUGGCCUGAUGCUGAGCAAGGACUCCCAGGACGGGCUCAAGGAGCUGCUGACACAGUUGGGUCGCGAGCGAGCCAGCUUCAAGAACAAGGUCACCAUGGCCGUGCACUCGUUUGGGCAUGCGGUGAGCGAUUUUCAGCUGGUGCGUGAUUUUCCACCCGCACUACUGGAGGCAACGGCACGGGAUUCCAACCAGCCGCUGGAGGGUCCCUGGAAGGUGACGCUGCAGCCGCAGAUAGUCGAGGGCUUCCUCAAGUACUGUCCGGAGCGUCUGCAGCGCUGGAACGUGUGGCGUGCCAAUGUAUUGAAGGCAUCGGCGCAUCAGGACAAGGCUCUGGAGAACAGCACGCACUUGGAGAAGAUCCGAGGACUGCGCCACCGACAGGCCAACCUCCUCGACUACACCACCUACGCGGACAUGUCCAUGCAGACCAAAAUGGUCGGCAGUGUCGACAAUCUGAAGCAGAUCUUUGCCAAGCUACUGAAAUUUGCGGGUCCCGCCCAAAGCGUUGAGCUGGAGAAGCUGCAACAAUUUGCCAAGGACAGCGGCUGCGAUUACAAGCUGGAUGCCUACGAUGUGAGCUACUGGAGGCGUAAGCAGCUGGCGGCCGAGCACAAUCUGCUGGAGGACAAGCUGAGCGAGUUCUUCCCACUGCCGCGCGUGAUUUCGGGCCUCUUUUCGCUCAGCGAGAAACUGUUCAACAUACGCAUUGUGGAGCAGCCCAAGGCCGAGGUGUGGCAUCCGGCCGUCAAGUUCUUCGAUGUGUUCGACGGGGAUGUGAGCAACGGCUCGGCGCCCGUGGGUGGCUUCUAUGUGGACUGCUUCUCCAAGGAGCACCGCUUUGGUCGGAACAAUGGCUGGAUGGUGGGCAUACGGAACAGCAACAAGUCGGCGGGUCUCACGCCCCUCUGCGCUCUGAUCUUCAACUUUGCCGAUCCGGCGCAGGGCAUGGUUCCGCUCCUCAGCUACGAUGACCUGCAGAUGAUGUUCAAGACCUUUGGCAGUGGACUGCAGCAUCUGCUGACUCAAGCUGGCUACAGCGACCUGGCCGGUCUCUCCAACAUCGAGUGGGACGCGUCGCAGGUGUCGGGCUAUGUGAUGAGCAACUUCCUUGACGAUCCCACCGUGUUGCGCAGCCUCUCCGGCCACUAUGCCAGCGACGAGCCCAUCGACGCUGCCCUGUCCGAGAAGAUGCCGCUGCUGAAGACGCAGCUGGCCGGUUAUCAGCUCUGCCAGGAGCUAUAUCUCGCCGAUCUCGAUGUGGAGCUGCAUCGCUCGAAUGCCUUCUGGCUGGAUAUCGUGCGCAAGCUGUGGCCCGUCUAUCAAUGCAUGCCGCUGGACAAGAAGGACGCCCAUCCCUGCUCCAUGACUGACAUAUUCUCCGGCGACUGGGCAGCCGCCCAAUUCAGUCAUUUGUAUUCCAAGAUGAUAGCCGCCGACAUCUCGAGCAGCUUUGCGGCGCAACGCAGCGACGAGAACUAUGCGGCCGUGGGCAAGCGAUAUAAGCAGACGUUCCUCUGUUCCGGCGGCUCAGUGCCCACCGCCGAGGUAUUCCGCCGCUUUCAGGGCCGCGAUCCAUCGGUGGAGGCCCUGCUCAAGUCCCUGCAUAUAUUUUCUCCAUCGCAGACGACCGAAAAUAAUUGAUGAGGCAAUGCAGGGCAGGGCAGGGCAGGGUAGGGCAAGGCAAGGCGAGUGACCCGCGGGAGCAGAAAUGUUGUUAUCUUCUGUGUAGUUUAGUUUUUAGUUGAUAACACUUUGACACCGCCUAAUCGAUGGAUAAAGUGAUAAUGAGUCAGUCGCCAGGGCAGGGCAGGUGCAGGUGCAGCUGCUGCCUGUGGGUGGGCCUUAUCGAACAGUUGGCCAGGUGUCUUUUUCUGCGAGUUGAACAACACACAACACACACAAUUGUUGCUUUAUUUAAAUAAUACUUUAAUAAUAAAUUG
Molecule: messenger RNA, 2628 nt
Organism: Drosophila obscura
Lineage: Eukaryota; Metazoa; Arthropoda; Insecta; Diptera; Drosophilidae
Product: oligopeptidase A
Exons: 2
Coding region: 137-2329 (730 amino acids)
Biological process (GO): proteolysis; peptide metabolic process
Molecular function (GO): metalloendopeptidase activity
Source: RefSeq, a predicted model, not a curated record